AGGCGUAAGUKAUCCCAAAGAGUAUAGAAAUCUGAAGAGAACAACUGUGCAAAAAGGACAAUUAGUGAAAAUUUGUUUAACAAGUUUUAAUUGUUUUUUAUUUUGGUGUGAAAAUAAGUGUAGACGAAAAAGAAUUUAUUCAGAAACUUGUCCAAAACAAAAUAAGAAAAAAAUCUAGUAUUUCCCACGGCAUACACUUAUUACCAUUAAUAGAAGAGCACAACGAUUUUUUCCAACGUCAAUAUAUUCAAUCGGACCGAAAGAAUUGCAUCAGCAUUGCUUUGCCAAAGUAACAUUACCAUUGCUUGGGAUUAGUGGUAACAGACAUGUUAACGCAUAAAGGUUGUCAAGGUGGACGUAAGAAAAUGCAGGUGUCGUUUGUAAUACGAGAUGCAGAGGAAAAACAACACAGAAACGGUGUUAAUGCGCUACAACUCGAUCCCAAUAAUGGCAAACUAUAUUCCGCUGGGCGUGAUGCUAUUAUUCGAGUAUGGAACACAAGAACUGAAUCUUCAGAGAAAUAUAUACAAUCAAUGGAACACCAUAACGAUUGGGUUAAUGAUAUAGUGCUCUGUUGUAAUGGCAGAAAUUUAAUAAGCGCCAGCUGUGAUACCACCGUCAAAGUGUGGAAUGCCCAUAAAGGCUUCUGCAUGUCAACGCUACGCACACAUCGGGAUUAUGUGCAGGCAUUGGCCUAUGCCAGAGAUCGCGAACAAGUGGCAAGUGCAGGGCUGGACAAAGCGAUUUUCCUUUGGGACGUUAACACCCUAACCGCACUGACUGCCAGCAACAAUACCGUUACAACCUCUAGUCUCACCGGUUCUAAAGACUCUAUAUAUAGUCUGGCUAUGAACCCUUCGGGUACGGUUAUUGUUAGCGGUUCAACGGAAAAUAUAUUACGUAUUUGGGAUCCUCGUACCUGUACACGGAGCAUGAAGCUGCGAGGUCACACUGAAAAUGUACGUGCAUUAGUAGUUUCACCUGAUGGCAGUCAAGUAGUCUCUGGCAGUUCAGAUGGAACAAUCAAACUUUGGAAUUUGGGCCAACAGCGAUGUAUACAGACGUUACAUGUACACAAGGAAGGUGUUUGGGCGCUAUUAAUGAGUGAAAACUUUCAGUAUGUGAUUUCCGGCAGUCGAGAUAAGAAUAUCAUAGUUACUGAAUUGAGGAACCCAAGCAAUUCGGUAUUAGUUUGUGAGGAGCGUGCGCCAGUGCUUAGUCUUGGAUAUAACAUUGAUAAAACAGGUGUUUGGGCCACCACGUGGAAUUCAGAUAUACGCUGUUGGAAAUUACCAUUAUAUGACAAAUGUACUUUAACAUCUAGUGGAGGUAUGGACGCACAGUGGGCGAUAGCGUCGAAUACUGAACUGACAUGCAUCAAAGGUGGUGCGGCMGUUAAGAAAUGUGUCGUUUUAAACGACAAACGUUAUAUAGUMACCAAGGAUACUGAAGAGAAUGUUGCUAUUUACGAUGUGCUGCGUGUAAUGAAAAAAGAGGAUUUGGGCAAAGUGGAUUUUGAUGAAGAAUUGAAAAAACGUAAUAAACAAGUUUACAUUCCAAAUUGGUUUACGGUGGAUUUAAAGACUGGAAUGCCAACAAUUGUAUUAGGCCAGGAUGAAGUUGACUGCUUUGCUGCGUGGGUGUCUAUAGAGGCUGGACUUCCAGAAUGUGCGGAACCAACAUCAGAGACUAAGAUAAAUUAUGGCAAACUACUACUGGAAGCAUUAUUAGAAAGCUGGACACCACCCCACAGCUUACCACAAAGUGAAUUAGAGCCAGAUAGCCAUGGAAAUGGUUAUUUUCAAGUGCCCAAGCACACACCGGUUAUUUUUAGUGAGGUAGGUGGACGUACGGUUUGUCGACUUUUGGUGCGUGAUGCAGCUGGAGAGAGUGAAAGUACGUUACUGCACGAAACCGUACCACAGUGGGUCACAGAUGUUGUGAUUGAGAAGACUAUUCCGAAGUUCUUAAAAAUACCUUUCUUCCUGCAGCCGCACCCACAAAUGAUUAAACCUGAACGUACCAAAAAGGAUCGCCUAGUUGCCAAUGAGUUUAUACAAUGUCGGAAAGUGUGCGAGCAUGUUUUGGAAAAAGUACUGGGUGCAGAGACAACACCGAGUGGCGGUAACGCUUCAAAUUCUUCGCAGAAUAGUCAAAGUGAUGCGAAUUCAGAGGGAUCACAAGUACCUGCAGAGGAUCGCAUCGAGUUAUGGUGUAACGAUGUUGUGGUAGAUCCUAACAUGGAUUUGCGUACAGUGCGUCACUUCAUUUGGAAACAGUCGACCGAUUUGACUUUCCAGUAUAAGACGAAGCCAAAUUUUAGCUAUGAUGGUAAACUGUGAAUAGUCUCGACAAAAAUUACCGCCAACGCCAACAUCAAAACCAACAACAUAUAUGCUUAGAGUAAAGACGAGUCCUCCUACAUUCGCCACCAUUUCAUCYACACCAUUUGGCUUCGUUGUGCCCAAAAAGGUAUUGCUAAAUUUCCAAUGUUGCAAUGAAAGAUGGGAAAAAUGUAGUGCAUAUUGGCUUCGAACUAAAAUGAAAAUUAGUGCAAUUUAUUUUUGCAGAACAUUGAAACAAGAAAUGAGUUGUUUAAUGAGUCUUAGUCUAGUUGGGAGCUAGUGCUUAUGUUUGUAGAGAUUAUGUUCAUGCAUCCACAUAUACAUAUGUGUGUCGUCAGUUUAACCAUUUGUUUGACGAUUUUUGAUAUCUGUUUUAUUUAUUUCGCAAAACAAAUCCCGAUAUCUUUACAAAACGUGCAUUCAAAAACAAAAUAAAUAUACAUAUAUAAAUUUAUACUUUUAAAUCUGUGCGCAUAUAAAAMUAAGCUGGUUAUUCUAACGCCAAAUUCACUUUUGGAUGCAUUUUUGUUGUUGCAUUAAGGAUUUAAUUUUUUUUUGUUUUUGUUUUAUUUUUGCUUACAUUACAUUUGCUUAGUUUAUCUUCAAUCCUAUAAUAAUCUGCAUUUAAGAAAAUACUUUAUAGGAGUAGCAAAUUUACAUUCACAAUAAUCCAUUAAAAAUUACCAACUUUUAAACGCCAAACCGUUUGCAUUCAACGUAAAUGCGCUCAACUAAAAAAAAACUAUUUGUAAUUAAAUUAAAACACCAUGAUAUUUAUUUACACGAUAUUGYGAAAGUGAGACUCGCAAACGAAUGAACUUGCGCAGUUCAUUUUCAGCUUGCGGUUGCGCGAAAUGAACCGUAGUAAAUUAAAUUGUUAUGAACAAAUUCUGCAUUGUUAAAAGUAAAAACUUAAAAAAGUGCAUUGUAGAACAAKGGCAGUGUUCAGAUUUUCUAUGUCUACGUGUUAAAAAAAACAUGUUUUGUCAAAAUCUGUUAUGUAUUCAUAUCUGUGGUCUAAAUAUUCUUUAAAACGAGCUUACAGCUCGGUCUGAAAUUGUUUACAUAUAUUUUACGGAUUCUAGCGACAUUUAAGAUAUWAGUUUUGGAUAUAUUGAAUAAUAUGUAUUAAUGCAUAAAAUGUAUGUGGCGUGUAUUAU
Messenger RNA from Bactrocera latifrons, 3505 nucleotides. RefSeq names its product WD repeat-containing protein 48 homolog. The record is from RefSeq and is a predicted model, not a curated record. The transcript has 10 exons. Gene Ontology annotation, biological process: double-strand break repair via homologous recombination; protein deubiquitination. Bases 327 to 2342 code for a protein of 671 amino acids. Lineage: Eukaryota; Metazoa; Arthropoda; Insecta; Diptera; Tephritidae. Gene Ontology annotation, molecular function: ubiquitin binding.